AUGUUCGAUGAUACAGUCUUUAUUCAUUAUAUUGGAACUCUACUUGAUGGGACGGUGUUCGAAAAUACUCGAGAUCGAAAUGAAAAGGUUAGUUUCAAUUUUGAUAAAGGCGAGGUGAUCAAAGCAUGGGAUAUUGGUGUGGCGACCAUGAAACGUGGAGAAAUCUCACGAUUCAUUUCCAAACCCAAAUAUGCUUAUGGUUUAAAAGGAUUAGGCGACAAAGUCGGAUCCGCCGAUAUUCGUUAUUUAGGUAAAGAUAUUAGCGACGAGCGAGAUCAAAGCAUUGUACGACGAAUAUUAAGAAAAGGUGAAGGAUUUGAGAAGCCAAAUGAAGAUGCCACUGUGCAAAUUAAUCUUAAGGGAACGCAUCAAGGUCAAAUAUUCGACGAACGAACAGUCACUUUCAUUGCUGGAGGAGGUUGUUUACAAAAUGUUCCUUUAGGUGUUGAAUGUGCCGUUUUCAGAAUGACCAAAGGCGAACGUUGGAAAUUAUAUUUAAAAUCAAAAGCAACGCAAGGUGUAGAGAAGUUUCAUAUUCCAUCUGAUUUACCUGUCGAAUACGAGGAGGAUAAAUUUUUGAGCGACGAACAAAAACUCAAACAAUCAGAAAUAUUGAAACAACGUGGAGAUGAAUUCGUUAAAGGUGGUCAUUAUGAACUUGCUAUUAAAAAAUACAAAACCGUUUAUAACUACCUUCUAUCGGCAUCGUUAAGAAGUAGUAGUGACAUAGAACAAUCCAGGCAACUCAAAUUUGCUUCGCAAUCGAAUUUGGCGUUGUGCUAUUUGAAAUUGGGCGAUUAUGGUCAAUGUAAAAGAGCAUGUGACAACGCUUUAAUGUUCGAUUCACAAAAUGAAAAAUGUCUCUUUCGUCGGGGUCAAUGCCAAUUGGCAUGGGGUAAUUUCCAUCAAGCUAUUCAAGAUUUUGAAACUAUUCUCAAAUUAAAUCCAUCGAAUGCUGUUGCAAAACAACAAAUUCAAGCGUGUGAAGUCAAGAAAAAGGAAUUGUACAAUUCUACUCGUAAAACAGCGGUUAAGGAGGAUACCAUGGACAAGGUCAGAAACAUAUCUCAUCGAAUAGUAUCAUAA
Molecule: messenger RNA, 1086 nt
Organism: Rotaria sp. Silwood2
Lineage: Eukaryota; Metazoa; Rotifera; Eurotatoria; Philodinida; Philodinidae
Source: the annotation of a GenBank genome assembly